AAGCAAAAUCCAGUCUCGUAGGGUAUAAAAGGAGGACCGCGUGGAAGCCAGGGCAAGUAUUCCAGUGGGUUAACCUGUCGGGAUACUUGCCCUGGCUUCCACGCGGGCCUCCUUUUAUACCCUACGAGACUGGAUUUUGCUUCCGAGUUUUUGGCCGAACUACUCAGAAUCUGGCGCCCGCACGCGUGUCGCGCAGUGCCGAUUGCCAUUUUGUGCCGGAUCGCGUAUUGCGACCGCUACAGGUUAAUUAAUAUUUAAUUAUUAAAAAUCCUAUCCAAAAUAUAGGUACACAUUUGUUAAAAACACGUCCGUUAUAGGUCCAAAACAGGUCCAAAAUAGAUCCAAAGUUGGAUGUAUUUUGGACGUCCUAUGGAUCUCUAAAGCAGUGUCAUUUGGACAUCCCAUGGGCGUCCAAUGGACAUUCUACGGGCCUUAAAUGGACGUACUUUGGACGUCCGAAUGUCCAGAUGCGACCGUCCAUUGGACAUCCUGUGGACGUCCAUGUGCUAUCUGGGUGUGAAAGCACCCUAAAGGCUGGUUUAUGAUGGCCGUAACUGUUAACUUAUGCCAGAACCGGUAAAGUUCGAUACUGGGAUUUUAAUGCUUUCGUUCAUAAUGGGUUUCCGGAUGCUGGUGACUUAUGCCUUAACUUUAAAGAAACUCAACUUUUAAGGCUGGUUAUGAUGGCCGUAACUGUUAAUUUAUGCCGAAACCGGUACAGUUUAUAUUGUGAUUUCAAUGCUUCAUAAUAAGUUCUAGGAUCCAGAUGACUUAUGCCGUAAUUGUAAAAGUUAACUCAAAUUUAACUUUAAGGUAAUACGGCAAGAGAUUUUGAAAAGCCUUAUGUCUACAAUGCUAGAGCGCCUUGGUCCAAGUUCUCAGAUUGUAGACAAGUUCUAGUAUUGUAGAAAAUUCACUAUUAUUUUAUAAGCGAAGAAUUGCAAAUACCAGGUGAGUACAUAUAUUAUGAUAUAAUACAAGAAUAUAACAUAAUAAAAAAUAUAUAUAAAUAACAAUGCUUUUACUUGCUGCGACAUAUCUAGCACGAAAAAAUUUUUAAAUCUUGAUCACAGAUAUUUAGUGAAAAUAGCUCUUGUUAGAUAACAAAUAAAACUCCCAUUGUAUAAACACAUCUAUAUUAUAAGAGCUUACAACACCGAAUACAUGAAAUAAACAAGUCAAAAGAAAAAAUAACCUUUAAGCGUUGAUAAUCAGGUUAAUGCCGUAGAUACAUAUAUUUUAAUGUUUUGUUACAAGAAUACUGUAAAUGUAGAAGAUGAGUCCUUAAAAUAUGUUUGUAACUCCUUGUAUAGUAUGGAGAUUUGAAAAUUUCCAAUAAAAGAUUUAAUAUCUUGCAAAAUUGAAAAAUACUAAUACUUGUGCAUUUAAAAUAUUAUUUUGUACAGGAAGCAAUAGAUGCUAAUAAAAUGGAUUCAGAUGAAGCAAUUGUGUGUGCAAUGUUUGCAACAAUACUUGGUUUAGCUUAUUAUGCUGCAAACGCAGCACCAAAGAUAUCUAGAAGAAAACGUCAUUGGGGUGUACGUCCAAUAAAUAGGAAGAGAAUAACCAAAGGUCACUUUCAUAAUUUAUUUUAUGAUAUGAAAAAAGUUGACAAAGAACACUUUUUAAAAUACACAAGAAUGUCACCCGAAUGUUUCUACUUUUUACUGAAUCUUAUUGAACAUAAAUUAGUGAAACGCAGCAUGCGACAAACGAUAAGUCCUGAACACAGACUUGUUAUUACAUUAUUUUAUCUGGCACAAGGCUGCAAUAUGCAGGUAGUAGCAUGGUCGUUUUUGAUAGGAAAAACAACAGUGUCUGUAAUCGUACGUGAAACUUGUGCAGCCAUUUGGGAAGUUCUUUCUCCAAUUUAUUUGAAAACGCCAACAACUGAAGAUUUACUAAACAAGAGUAAAAGAUUUUAUGAACAGUGGAACCUUCCUAACUGUUGUGGUGCUAUAGAUGGGAAACAUAUAGUUAUUCAGGUUCCGAAUAAAUCUGGAAGUGCCUAUUUUAAUUAUAAAAAAACUUUUAGCAUUAUAUUAAUGGCUGUUUGUGACGCUGAUUACAUAUUUACAUUUGUGGACAUUGGAGCAUUUGGUUCACAAAGUGAUGGAGGUGUUUUUAAAGAGUCAACCUUUGGACGAGCACUGGAAUCUGGUACAAUAAAGUUACCAGCAGACUCGCCAUUGCCAAAUACAAAUAGUAUGUUUCCAUAUUAUUUUGUAGGAGAUGAAGCUUUUCCGUUAAAAUCUUAUAUUAUUCUGAGACCCUAUCCUGGAAAGAAUUUAGAUGUUCAGAAAAGAAUUUUUAAUUAUCGGUUGUCAAGAGCACGGCGAACAAUAGAAAAUGCAUUUGGCAUUCUAUCAUCAAGGUGGCGAAUAUUGCGAAAUAAUAUUAUAGCUAAUGUGGAAACUGUAGAGAAAAUUGUUGCAGCAACAGUGUGUCUACACAACUUUUUACGUAUUUUUGAACAAGAAGUUCCUACGCACGAAAGAGUGUAUUGUCCUUCAUCUUUUAUCGACAAUGUUCAUUCUGAUGGAAGCAUUACACCAGGCUU
This is a messenger RNA of Vollenhovia emeryi, 2560 nucleotides long. RefSeq lists its product as uncharacterized. The transcript is spliced from 2 exons. The record is from RefSeq and is a predicted model, not a curated record. Lineage: Eukaryota; Metazoa; Arthropoda; Insecta; Hymenoptera; Formicidae. The annotation marks the transcript as partial.